This is a messenger RNA of Microthlaspi erraticum, 342 nucleotides long. NCBI's taxonomy places the organism in Eukaryota, Viridiplantae, Streptophyta, Magnoliopsida, Brassicales, Brassicaceae. The record is from the annotation of a GenBank genome assembly.
AUGGUGAUGGAUAGAGUUUUCUGGUGUAAGAAGAUGAAGGCCAUCUUAGAGACGCAAGAGCUGUCUUUUUGGAGCACUUUGGAGCAAUUGGGACGUGAGGAGCAAGGAAGGACUUGGUGCAUGGAUUCAGCUCAACUGCACACGCUUAGGAUGAAGAAGGAAGCCGUCUUGAAGUCAGCUCGACCCAUCUACUCGACCAACCGGUCGAGUUCCUCAACUCGACCGGCCAAGUUCCAACUCGAUCGAGCUGCGGAGUCAAUGGUCAAACCCGAAAAAUGUUGCUUCCCCUUUGACUCCCCUUUGACCCUAAACCUAAUCCUUCUUGUAUUUAAAGGCUUGUAG